AAAAUUAUGAAGUGAAGCCAAUAAACCAAUUUGGAAAUGGAAUGUCUAUCCUCCGACGCAGGCAUCGACAGAUUGAAAAUAUUUAUUUGUUUAUAAUCUAUUUUUCCACAAUAAAUAUCAACAACUAAUCCUCACACCAUGACGGAAAAGAUCACCCUUGCGGAUGCUCUAUCCAACGUGGAAGUUCUGGAUGAACUGUCGCUGCCCGACGAACAGCCAUGCAUUGAAGCCCAACCGUGUUCGAUUAUUUACAAAGCAAAUUUUGAUACUAACUUUGAAGAUAGAAAUGGAUUUGUCACUGGAGUAGCUAAAUAUAUUGAGGAGGCUACAACUCACGCUAAUUUGAAUGUCCUCCUGGACGAAGGUCAGAAACAUGCUGUCAUGUUGUACACUUGGAGAUGUUGUUCGCGGGCAAUUCCACAGCCCAAGUCCAAUGAACAACCCAAUCGAGUCGAGAUCUAUGAGAAGACAGUGGAAGUUCUUGCCCCAGAAGUCAAUAAGCUGUUGAAUUUUAUGUAUUUUCAACGCAAAGCUAUUGAUGCCUUCUCUGGCGAAGUAAAACGCCUCUGUCAUGCUGAGAAACGUAAAGACUUCGUCUCCGAAGCUUACCUUCUGACGCUGGGAAAAUUCAUCAACAUGUUUGCCGUUCUAGACGAGCUGAAGAACAUGAAGUCGAGUGUUAAAAACGAUUACAGUACAUAUCGGCGAGCGGCUCAAUUUCUAAAAGUCAUGUCCGAUUCUCACACACUCCAGGAAUCCCAGAAUCUUUCAAUGUUCUUGGCAACACAAAACAAGAUUCGAGACACUGUCAAAGACACUCUCGAGAAAAUUCCCGGAUACGAAGAUCUACUCUCGGAUGUGGUCAACAUCUGUGUCCAUAUGUUCGAGACAAAAAUGUAUCUGACUCCCGAGGAGAAACACAUGUUGGUCAAAGUCAUGGGUUUUGGUUUGUUUCUGAUGGAUUCAGAUGGCUGCAAUAUUAAUAAAUUGGAUCAGAAGAAGAAGAUCCGUUUGGACAGAAUUGAUCGCAUAUUCAAGAAUCUGGAGGUGGUUCCACUGUUCGGGGACAUGCAAAUAGCUCCUUUCAAUUACAUCAAACGAAGCAAGCACUUCGAUGCCAGCAAGUGGCCUCUAUCCAGCUCGACAGCAACCAGUCCACAGGCGGAUUUGAUGGUUCAUUUGCCACAAAUUCGAGAAGAUCAUGUCAAGUAUAUUUCCGAGCUAGCUCGCUACACCAAUGAAGUGACAACAACAGUGAAGGAGAAUCCGUCGGAUGCUGAGAAUCGCUGCACAUCGGAUUUGGCUUUGCGGGGACUGCAGCUACUCUCGGAAUGGACAAGUGUGGUCACAGAAUUGUACUCAUGGAAGUUGCUCCAUCCAACCGAUCAUCAUCAGAACAAGGAGUGCCCCGUCGAGGCUGAAGAGUACGAGCGGGCUACUCGCUACAAUUACACGUCUGAGGAGAAGUUCGCUCUGAUUGAGGUGAUUGCCAUGAUCAAAGGCCUCCAAGUGCUGAUGGCUCGAAUCGAAACGGUUUUGUGUGAAGCUAUACGUCGGAAUAUCUACUCGGAGCUGCAAGACUUUGUGCAGCUGACACUGCGAGAACCGCUUAGGAAGGCUGUCAAGAAUAAGAAGGACUUGAUCAGGAGUAUUAUUAUGUCGGUGCGAGAGACCUCCUCCGAUUGGCAAAAGGGUUACGAACCCUCCGAUGAUCCAGCUUCGAAGGGAAAGAAGGAUCCCGAUGGAGGUUUUCGCAUCCAUGUGCCACGUUUGAACGUCGGCCCAUCCUCAACCCAACUCUACAUGGUUCGAACAAUGUUGGAGUCCCUGAUUGCCGAUAAGAGCGGUGGCAAGCGGACACUGCGCAAGGACAUUGAUGGCAAUUGUUUGAUGCAAAUCGAUUCGUUCCACAAGACCUCGUUCUACUGGAGUUAUCUGCUCAAUUUCAGCGACACCCUGCAAAAGUGUUGCGACUUAUCACAGCUUUGGUAUCGAGAGUUCUAUUUGGAAAUGACUAUGGGAAGGAAGGUGAACAAAUGUCUGGUUCGUCAUCAACACAACGAGGAAUGCAAAGAUUUGAUUACAAUGGAGAAGCGCAUUCAGUUUCCCAUUGAAAUGUCGAUGCCUUGGAUUUUAACAGAUCAUAUUCUGCAAACAAAGGAGCCAUCUAUGAUGGAAUUUGUUUUAUAUCCUUUGGAUUUGUACAACGAUUCAGCCCACUAUGCGCUGACAGUCUUCCGUAAACAGUUUUUGUACGAUGAAGUCGAAGCUGAAGUAAAUUUGUGCUUUGAUCAAUUCGUCUACAAACUUAGUGAACAAAUAUUUGCUCAUUAUAAACAAUUAGCUGGAAGUAUGUUUUUGGAUAAGCGAUUCCGGUUGGAAUGUGAAGUUCUUGGAUUUAAUUUCCAAUCCUAUCCAAGGAAUAAUCGAUAUGAGACUUUACUUAAACAAAGACAUGUCCAGUUACUUGGACGCUCAAUUGAUUUGAAUAAACUUAUAACACAACGUAUAAAUGCAAAUAUGCAUAAAAGCAUCGAACUGGCUAUUUGUCGCUUUGAAGCCAAUGAUAUUACUGGAAUUGUGGAAUUAGACGGUCUACUUGAAGCCAAUCGGAUAUGCCAUAAACUUUUAAGUAAAUGGUUAGCUAUGGAUAAUUUUGAUGGUAUGGUUAAAGAAGCCAAUCAUAAUGUCCUGGCUCCAUACGGAAGAAUAACGUUGCACGUGUUUGUCGAAUUGAAUUAUGACUUCUUAUCAAAUUAUUGUUACAACGCAGCAACAAACAGAUUUGUUCGCAGCAAAGUCAAUUUAUCUUCCUCCCAAGCUAUUCAGCGUGAGAAACCACCACAAAUGUCUCACUAUUAUUUAUGGGGUUCGAAACAGCUAAAUGCCGCCUAUUCGACACAAUAUGGUCAAUAUGCUGGCUUCGUCGGUGCUCCCCACUUCCAUGGAAUGUGUCGCUUGCUUGGCUAUCAGGGAAUUGCCGUUGUUAUGGACAUCAUACUUAAGGAUAUUGUCAAGCCACUCAUACAAGGAAGUCUACUGCAAUUUACCAAAACCCUAAUGAGCGCAAUGCCAAAGUCUUGUAAACUGCCACGAUGUGAAUAUGGCUCGCCAGGGGUACUGAGCUAUUAUCAGGCCCAUUUAACGGAUAUCGUUCAAUAUCCUGACACAAAAACUGAACUCUUCCAAUCAUUCCGUGAAUUUGGAAAUUGUGUUAUAUUUUGUUUGUUAAUCGAACAAGCUCUGUCACAAGAAGAAGUUUGUGAUUUGUUGCACGCCGCUCUCUUCCAGAAUAUUUUCCCAAGACCAUUUUGCAAAGAAAAUGAAAAACCCGAAGCCAAACAAAAACGAUUAGAAGCUCAAUUUGCGAAUUUGCAAAUUGUUUCUAAUGUUGAAAAACUUGGAUCAGCUAAACAAGCAAUGAUUGCCAGAGAAGGUGACCUUUUGACCAGAGAACGACUUUGUUGUGGUUUGAGUAUUUUUGAAGUCAUCCUUAAUCGCAUCAAGAGUUAUUUGGACGACCCUGUGUGGGUGGGGCCACCACCAGCCAAUGGAAUUAUUCAUGUUGAUGAAUGCUCUGAAUUCCAUCGCCUUUGGUCAGCCUUGCAAUUCGUCUAUUGCAUUCCAGUACGGGGAACCGAAUACACAAUUGAGGAGCUCUUUGGUGAGGGACUGAAUUGGGCUGGAUGCGCUAUGAUUGUUCUGCUUGGACAGCAGAGGCGAUUCGAGGCAUUAGACUUUUGCUAUCAUAUUCUAAGGAUACAGCGGGUAGAUGGCAAAGACCAAGAUGUCAAUGGAAUUAAAUUAAAACGAAUGGUUGACCGAAUUCGUCGGUUCCAAGUUCUCAACUCGCAGGUUUUUGCUGUUCUAAAUAAGUAUCUUAAAAGUGGCGAUGGUGAGGGUUCGAAUGUUGAGCAUGUUCGUUGUUUCCCGCCACCGCAGCAUCCAUCGAUGGUAUCGUCACACUAUCAAGAUCCAAACAAACUCCGCCAGAGUCUGAAUAAUUAAUUUUUCUAAACAAAUGUAUGUAUAUCAAACUUGGUCUUCUUCGUCUUCUUCAUCUAA
This is a messenger RNA of Eupeodes corollae, 4065 nucleotides long. It is a transcript of the gene Sra-1, whose product is annotated as cytoplasmic FMR1-interacting protein. The coding region runs from base 139 to 4008 and encodes 1289 amino acids. Gene Ontology annotation, cellular component: SCAR complex; neuron projection; synapse. The record is from RefSeq and is a predicted model, not a curated record. The transcript has 12 exons. Gene Ontology annotation, biological process: cell projection assembly; cell morphogenesis; axon guidance. NCBI's taxonomy places the organism in Eukaryota, Metazoa, Arthropoda, Insecta, Diptera, Syrphidae. Gene Ontology annotation, molecular function: small GTPase binding; RNA 7-methylguanosine cap binding.